AUGGGUGGUACUCGUGAUAAAAAAGUUGAAUACUUUGCUAAAUUAAGAGAAUUAUUAGAAGAAUACAAAUCUAUCUUCAUCGUUGGUGUUGAUAAUGUUUCUUCCCAACAAAUGCAUGAAAUCAGAAAAUCCUUAAGAGGUGAAGCUACCGUCUUAAUGGGUAAAAACACCAUGGUUAGAAGAGCUGUUAGAGGUUUAUUAGCUGAAUUACCUCAAUUUGAAAAAUUAUUACCUUUCGUUAAAGGUAAUGUUGGUUUCAUUUUCACUAACAGUGAUUUAAAAUCAAUCAGAGAAGUUAUUACUUCUAAUGUUGUUGCUGCUCCAGCUAAAGCCGGUGCCGUUGCUCCAAAAGAUGUUUGGGUCCCAGCUGGUAACACUGGUAUGGAACCAGGUAAGACUUCUUUCUUCCAAGCUUUAGGUGUUCCAACCAAAAUUGCUAGAGGUUUUAUUGAAAUUGUUAACGAUGUUAAAGUUGUUGAAGCCAACAACAAAGUUGGUCCAUCAGAAGCUUCUUUAUUAAACAUGUUAAACAUUUCUCCAUUCACCUAUGGUAUGACUGUUGUUCAAGUUUACGAUAACGGUCAAAUCUUCCCAGCUUCUAUCUUAGAUAUUACUGAUGAUGAAUUAGUUGGUCACUUUGUUAGUGCCAUUAACACCAUCGCUUCUAUCUCAUUAGCUAUUGGUUACCCAACCUUACCAUCAGUUGGUCACUCCGUUGUUAACAACUAUAAGAACGUUUUAGCUUUAUCUAUUGCUACUGAUUACACCUUCGAAGGUUCAGAAGCUAUUAAAGAUAGAUUAGCUAACCCAGAAGCUUAUGCUGCUGCUGCUCCAGCCGCUGCUGCUGCUUCUACUGAUGCUGCUGCUGAAGAAGCUGCCCCAGCUGAAGAAGAAGAAGAAUCUGAUGAUGAUAUGGGUUUCGGUUUAUUCGAUUAA
Messenger RNA from Yamadazyma jaroonii, 936 nucleotides. Lineage: Eukaryota; Fungi; Ascomycota; Pichiomycetes; Serinales; Debaryomycetaceae. The record is from the annotation of a GenBank genome assembly.